AACUUCCGCCCGGCAGCAGCGCUAACUUCAGUCCUCCACACAGACAACACCAAACUAAACUCUGCCGCUGUGCCGCUGCUGUUCUGCGAGGCCGUGCAGCAGAAGAUCAGAGGGACGUUUGUAGCCUGACAUCUGCUGAGUUCACCUCAAAGUGAAGAAUUUAUCUGAUCAGUUUGAUCUUAGGUUAGCUAACUGCUCGUUAGCUAGCAUGCUGCUUUCUCAACACACCAGACAAGUCCUCCUGGUUUAAUUCUUUUCUAGUCAUGACUGAGUUAAGAUGCCGGAAAUCGGAGACUUUGGAAGGAGAUAAUGACGAGGAAGAGAGACAAAAGGAGCCAGAGCAGCAGACCAAACCACCAGAUGUGGAUGAGGUGAGUGGGUCCAGCGGUGGAGCCGGUGACAGCUCGCAGCAGAAAGAUGAAGGUGAAGUUAAAGGUGGUCAGCAUGAACAGGAGAAACCAAACGGAGCCCAGUCAUGUGUCAAAACCAAGAGAUUAUCUGUUUUUUUACAGCGUCUGGUGCGGGUGUUCUUUGGCUGUCUGGCAGCCGUUGCGUGUGGCAUGCUGUAUGCAGUGUAUCUGUCUACAUAUCAUGACAGGAAGUUCUGGUUUUCAACUCGACAGGAGCUGGAGCGUGAGAUCACUUUCCAGGGAGGCAGCGGGCUCUAUUAUUACUACUACAAACGCAUGUUAGCAGCCCCGUCCUUUGAGAGAGGGUUUUAUGAGCUGGUGGUAGAUAACAGGACGGUUUCAGGUCAGAGCAUCAACGCAGUCGAACGUUUGUCUCUUUAUCCCGAGCUCAUCACAAGCUUGAUAUACAGAGUCACGGGCAGCCAGGACUUUGUGGAACCGAUCUACUUCUACAUUGGAGCGGUUUUCGGCCUGCAGGCGGUCUGUGUCACUGCCCUCUUCGUGUGCAGCUGGGUGAUGAGUGGCACCUGGGUGGCCGGCAUGUUGGCUGUGGCCUGGUAUGUGAUCAACAGACCAGAUACAACCAAAGUGGAUCAUGCUAUUCCUCUGCGGGACAACUGGGCUCUGCCUUAUUUCUCCUGUCAGGUCGCAGCUUUGACUGGAUUCCUGAGAAACAACAUCAGCUCUGCCACUGAGAUGUUUUGCUAUCUUACCAUGAGUGCCACCACUUUCACCUUCCUCCUGGUCUGGGAACACAGUCACUACGUGCUCUUCAUCCAGGGCCUCUGUCUGUUCCUACUUGACUCUUUUGACCUGGUGCCCCCACGUAAGAUGGCUGACAUUCACAAGGUGUACCUCAGCUCCUUGUUCCUGGCCUACCUGUUCCAGUUUCAGAACGCAGCCCUGCUCAGCUCGCCUCUGCUCAGCCUCCUCAUUGGCUCAGUUCUGGCGAGGUACUUGCAGCAAAGGAUGAAGAUGGGUCCUCUUGUGGCAAGAGUGAUGAAGCUCUUCCUCCAUUUCUACCUGGUCUUCACCUCUGGGAUCACCUUCAGUUAUCUGGUCAAGAAACUCAUUCCUGUGAAUGAGAGUGACUUCAUAUUGAAGUUCCUUGAAGUAAAAUUUGGACUCAACACAACAACCGACUUUGUCCCCAACUUCCUCUUGUGCCAGGAAAGUUUCCAAACGCCCGGUCAGGACUUAUUUCUACGACUGACGCAGGCCUCGGUCCUUCCCUUCUACUUCCUCGUGCUCACUGUCUGCCUGCUGUCAGCCUUACAGGCAAUCUACAGAAGACUCAGUGGUCAGCCAGUGCACAAAACCUACAGCCUCGAGAACGGACGAAUAGGAGAGCAGCCCGAGGUCGUCUAUCAUGUUUUCCACACGAUGUUUUUUGGAGGCCUUGCUCUGCUCUUUGACGGGAUGAAGUAUUUCUGGACGCCGUACGUCUGCAUGUUCACAGCAUUCGGUGUGUGUUCUCCUGACCUCUGGAUGACGGUGUUUAAGUGGCUCAAGCUGAAGUCCAUCCACCCUGUAGUAUUGUCUCUGAUUCUGAGCACGGCUGUUCCCACGAUCAUCGGCUUCAGUCUGUGGAGAGAGUACUGCCCUCGUGUCUUAGCGGAGUUAUCAGAACUGCAGGAGUUCUAUGACCCAGACACAGUGGAGCUGAUGAGCUGGAUCAGGUCCCAGGCUCCGGUGGCAGCCGUGUUUGCAGGCAGUCCACAGCUGCUGGGAGCCGUGAAGCUGUGUUCGGGUUCAGCUGUAACUAGUUUACCUCUUUAUUCAGACGUCGACCUGCUGAAGAGGACCGAAGACACGUACCAGGUGUACGCCAUGAGAUCUGCAGAGGACAUCUACAAGCUCCUGACCGCUCAAAAAACAAACUACGUGAUCAUCGAAGAGUCGAUUUGUAAUGAGCUCACUCUUAAUAAGGGCUGCAGGAUCAAAGACCUGCUCGACAUCUCCAACGGACACGUCGUCUACGACAAAGGAGAGAUUUACUCCUUCUCCAAAUACGGACGAUUCUGUCACGAGAUAAAGAUGAACUACUCGCCCUACACAAACUAUUUCACCCGAGUCUUCUGGAACCGCUCAUACCACGUCUACAAAGUGAACUCCGUCAUCUCCUUUCAGUAUUGAGGGGCCGCCGCAGCUCCUCCGGGGUUUCACAUCGUGUCCACAGAUCAGCGCGCCGGGCUGGAAAAAAACUCUGAUCGUCCCGGUGUGUCGGCGGGAGAGCUGCACAUUCAAACAAAGCAAGGGUCAGCUGAUCACACUGCAUCAGCCAAACAACAUGUGUGUUAUUAAUCACUGUACUGUAGUUUUAUAAGCCAUGUGUUACUGUGAUGGGUUUAAUGAAGGUGGAGAGCGAUGCUCACUUUGUGCAGAAGCCAAGAGUCACAGAGAUUAGUGCAGGUGUUUAUCUGGAAGCAGCCAGGGGCGUAAUCCUGUCCUCUGAUUGGCCCUUUGGUGGAACCGUCUUGACAAACAUUGAUUGACUAGCCAUCAUAUUUCACACACACAUCGCUAAUUGCUGGCAUUAGCAUUUAGCUCACAGCACAGCUCGACGGAGGAUCCAGUGCAACUGUGAGUCAUUUUUUUGGGGGGGGGGGGGGGCUUUGGACACAACAGUUAUUUUGAUUUUUGUCUGAAAUGGUUUGUUAUUUCUGUUCAUGUGUUAUAAUCAUGCCGGUCGUGUCUUCUGCCUAAAUUCUGGAGUUCAUGUGUUAAACUGACAUAGUUUGAUAAAUUUGUUUUGAUUGAAAUAAAAUAUUUUGAUUUUUUUGAUGAUUGAGCUCAUAAUCAUAAUCAGCCAAAAAGUAAAAAAUAAAUAAACGUGCUUUAUAGAAGGAUAACACAUAAGUCAGAACAGUUUAUUAUCUGGACAAUAAUUUUAUGGUUACCAAAAAAUAGUGAGAAGCACACGUGCGCUCUUGUCUUUGUUUGCUCAUGAAAUACUCAUGUUGUGUGUGCGUGCAUGAGUGUGUGUGCGUGUGCAUCGUUCUUUGAGGGGUUGUGUUGUUGCUGCUUUUACAUCAGAGGCGUCUCUGGCCUGUUUGCUGCUCGUUGUGUGAUCUGACCUGUUAAAUGGAGGUGGAGGAGCGGUUCAGAGGCGUGCCAUCAGUUUGCAUUUGUUACUGCUGCCUGAAAUCUGCUACUGAAAAUCACUGAUAUCUGAAGUACACUCAAAAUAUGCUUAUGUCUGAACUCUCUGACUGGUCUUAUUGUGUUCUGCUUUGUUUCAUUUCUUUGAUAUGAGGCGUCUGUAUUCAUGGUUUAUAUAAAAGGACUUGACUGAAUUAUUGAGGAACUGCAGAAAAUUCUGCAGCUCUAAAUUGAUUUCAUACCUUAAAGGUAGUGGAGGCUGGAGGUGGCUGCUCCCAUAUCUUUACUCAUCACCUGUGAGACUCAUCAUUUCCUGUCUGUCAGCUGUUUAAGUAUUUGGUGGUGCUCUCGGUGAGCAGCCGUCUCUCUGCAGGAAGGCCGUGUGGUGAAUAACUGAUGGAAAUUAAAAGUGUGUG
This is a messenger RNA of Archocentrus centrarchus (flier cichlid), 3928 nucleotides long. RefSeq names its product probable C-mannosyltransferase DPY19L4. Gene Ontology annotation, molecular function: mannosyltransferase activity. The record is from RefSeq and is a predicted model, not a curated record. The coding region runs from base 264 to 2546 and encodes 760 amino acids. Gene Ontology annotation, cellular component: nuclear inner membrane. NCBI's taxonomy places the organism in Eukaryota, Metazoa, Chordata, Actinopteri, Cichliformes, Cichlidae. The transcript is spliced from 19 exons.